AAUGAGACACGGUAAUAUACUCAUACUCAUACUCAUUCUGGGUUGGCAAGAAAAAUUGAAAAUUAUGAAAAGAAAAGGAGGAACACAUUGAUUUAACGAGGACUAGUCAUUCAUUGCUGACCCUUUCUCCUAUCACGGCUAGACAUAAAAGACCAGCCUUUUCAUUUUGGAUUUGGUAAAACAGAAGUAAAGAUGAAAUUCGGGAAAGAAUUUGCAUCCCAAAUGGUCCAAGAAUGGAAAGAAGCUUAUAUGGAUUACAACUAUCUCAAGAGUGUAUUAAAAGACAUCAAGAUUGCAGCAUUAACUGAAGUUGAAGGGUCAUUAAAGAGAAGGCUAUCUAUGUACAGAGCCUUUAGUGGAUUACAAACUAGUUUCAAUGUUUGUCAAAACAAUGAAGAUGAAGCCAUAUUAGUUACUAGUUCACAAGGCCAUUAUCAAACUAUGUUUCUUUUGUCAUCUGAAAAAGGUGGAGAAAAUGAGAUGGUUUUCUUUAAAAGACUUGAUGAUGAAUUCAACAAGGUUCUAACUUUUUACCAGAAAAAAGUAGAGCAAGUGAAGGCUGAGGCUCAUGAGUUGAGUAAACAAAUGAAUGCACUUAUUGCUCUAAGAAUCAAGGUUGAUAAGCCUUCCCAUUUGGGAAAUCCAGGUAGGUCAGAAAUGGAGGAAAUACAAGAAGUAGAGAUGAGCAGUGAAGAAGAAGCAACAAGAGGGAAAAGAGAUGCAGCAAAUACAAAAACUAUGGAAUUUAGGCCUGCUCCACUAGAGAUUUUGGACCAUGUAAAAAUCAAUGUUGAACCUGAAACACCUGUCUCAACUUUAAAAAAUAUCAUCCAUACUUCAAAAUUUAACUUAUCAUUCAGCAAAGAGGAGCUGAAAAAAGCUGAAGAACAAAUGAGAAAGGCUUUUGUUGAGUUCUAUCAAAAGCUUCGACUUCUAAAAAACUACUGUUUCUUAAAUGUGUUGGCAUUUUCCAAGAUCAUGAAGAAGUAUGACAAGAUCACCUCAAGGAAAGCUUCUAAAUCAUACUUAGAUAUGGUUGAUAAAUCUUAUCUUGGUAGCUCUGAUGAGGUUGCUAAGCUCAUAGAAAGAGUGGAGGCCACAUUCAUAAAGCAUUUUGUCAAUGGAAAUCGAAGGGAAGGAAUGAAAUCUUUAAGACCACAAGCUAAACGAGAAACGCAUAGAGUAACAUUUUUCUUGGGUUUAUUCUCUGGUGGCUCAAUAGCAUUAGUGGCAGCUAUUGCUGUAUCAAUACAUUUCGGAAACCUUCUACAACAUGAGGGCCGUGGGCAGUAUAUGGAAAACAUAUUUCCACUCUACAGCCUAUUUGGAUACAUUGUCCUCCAUAUGCUCAUGUACGCCGUGAACAUAUACUACUGGAGGCGUUUUAGGGUCAAUUAUCCCUUCAUUUUUGGCUUCAAGCAGGGAACAGAACUAGGUUACAGACAAGUUCUUUUCCUUGCUUCUGGUCUUUCAGUACUUGCAUUAGCUGCUGCAUUAGCCCACCUAGAUAUGGAGAUGGAUCCAAAUACAAGAAGUUUUGAGACAGUGAUUGAGCUGAUCCCACUUGUCGUUGUGUUUAUUCUGCUUCUAAUAACUUUUUGUCCUCUGAACAUUAUAUAUCGUUCAAGUCGUUUCUUCCUUAUAAGAUGUGGCUGGCACUGUCUGUGCGCUCCGCUUUAUAAGGUUAAUCUACCAGAUUUUUUCUUGGCAGAUCAACUUACCAGCCAGGUUCAGGCAAUUAGGAGUUUGCAAUUCUAUGUCUGCUACUAUGUGUGGGGCAACUUUAGAACAAGAUCUAAUAAAUGUCAAGAAAGCAGUGCUUAUCAAAUCUUAUACAUAGUCGUCGCAAUUAUUCCCUUUUGGUCUCGGUUUAUUCAGUGCGUUCGCCGCUUAUUUGAAGAGAAAGAUUCAAUGCAGGGGCUUAAUAGCCUCAAAUAUUUCUCAACCAUUGUUGCUCUAGUGAUGAGGACGCUUUAUGCUCAAAAGAGAGGAACUUUUUGGAGAGUAAUGGCGGCAUCAACCUCAGGAAUUACUACAGUUGCAAAUACUUAUUGGGACAUUGUUAUAGAUUGGGGUUUAUUACAAAAGAAUUCAAGAAACCGUUGGUUGAGAGACAAAUUACUUGUGCCACACAAGAUUGUCUACUUUGUUGCCAUUGUUCUUGACAUUAUUCUGAGAUUAGUAUGGAUGCAGUUGGUUCUAGAUUUUCAAGAACUACCAUUUCUGCACAAGAAAGCAAUGGUUGCAGUAGUUGCCUCUCUAGAGAUCCUUCGACGAGGCAUGUGGAAUUUUUUCAGGUUGGAAAAUGAGCACUUGAAUAACGUCGGGAAAUAUCGUGCCUUCAAGUCCGUACCAUUGCCUUUUAACUACGAUGAGGACAAGAGUCUAUAACUAUAUUUAGCUGAUAUUAUAUAUAUAUACAUAUAUAUGCACAAGUCAAAGGAACUCAAGAUGAUUUUCUUUUUUUUUUCUUGUACAAUUCUUUGAUUCGUUUGUCAAUAUUGGUGUUUAUAAUACAGUGAAAUUAGCAGUGAAGAUAUAGAACAAAAAUAAAGUUGAUUCCAUUUCAGCCA
Messenger RNA from Nicotiana attenuata, 2573 nucleotides. Its product is annotated as phosphate transporter PHO1 homolog 9-like. The record is from RefSeq and is a predicted model, not a curated record. Gene Ontology annotation, molecular function: inositol hexakisphosphate binding. Gene Ontology annotation, cellular component: trans-Golgi network; Golgi apparatus; plasma membrane. Gene Ontology annotation, biological process: cellular response to phosphate starvation; phosphate ion transport. Bases 193 to 2391 code for a protein of 732 amino acids. The transcript has 13 exons. Lineage: Eukaryota; Viridiplantae; Streptophyta; Magnoliopsida; Solanales; Solanaceae.